This is a messenger RNA of Habropoda laboriosa, 5375 nucleotides long. RefSeq lists its product as uncharacterized. Lineage: Eukaryota; Metazoa; Arthropoda; Insecta; Hymenoptera; Apidae. The transcript is spliced from 7 exons. The record is from RefSeq and is a predicted model, not a curated record. Bases 81 to 5246 code for a protein of 1721 amino acids.
AGGGUGCGCCGAGAGAGAAAAUCGGUAACAUUCUCCUCUACUAUAUCCGAUACUCUCUCGUCGCCUACACGGGACUAUCGAUGCAGACCUUACGGAAGAAAAACAGUCCGUCCAAGCUCAAGUACGAACCAACCCAGUUUCUUGGGGAGGGUGUGUCGUUCAAGGCAAAGCUGAUUGGCAUAUUGGAAGUACCAGAAGCACGCGGGGACCGGAUGUGCCAAACAGCUCUGACGGAUCUGAAGAUAGCGAUUCGAGCCGCCGGUGAACAUAAACCACGAAUCUCCAUCCAGGUCAGCAUCGAUGGAUUACGCUUGCGGGACGAAAAGACUGGGGACACUCUGUUUCACCAUCCUGUAUAUAAGAUAUCGUUCAUCGCGAAGGAUAUGAACGAUUCGAGAGCCUUUGGAUAUAUUUUUGGGUCACCAGACACUGGACAUCGUUUCUUUGGCAUCAAAACAGACAAAGCGGCCAGCCAAGUGAUAAUCGCGAUGCGAGAGUUGUUUCAAAUAGUGUACGAUCAAAAACAGAAAGAAAUCGAAAUAACAAAGCUGCACUUGGAACAGAAUGCUGUAAACGUUUUUCAAUUUCCCACGAGCGGCAUUUUCGUCGAGCCUACCCCGGACACCAAAGGUGCAGCAGGAUCAGAAACCUCCCUUCGUCAAGUGAGAAAUGCGAUUGCCAAUUUAGACAAGUCCUCAGACAAACGAAACGAGGUGCAUAGCGGUGUAAUAGCGGACCUCUUAGAUUUACAAUUCGAAUUGAACUCUCUGCAACAAGGAAUUCGUCAUAUGGACAAAAUCACUCCUGAUAAUCCAGCACCUUCCGCUGAAGACCUCUUCGAAACUGAUCCAUUUGGUGAUUCAUUCGCGAACAUGAAGUUAGAAGAUACUGUGCGACCAAUUCUACCACCGCCGCCAUCAUCUUCCAAAAGAGGCCACCUAGAACGACAGCAAACGGUUCCAGGUCCCCAAUCGUCGAUCACGUCGAGUCCAGCGUCCACUCUAACAAGCAAAACACCGCCUGUUCAGAGUAACAUUCAGUGGUUCGACAAGGAAGCCGAAAAUCUCUUUAGCGACAGCGAGCUCAACAACUCGGCUAAGAACACGCCGGUUAAGAAAGAAGUAGAUGAGGCACAAGCUAAGAAUUCACAGAUAGACGUCUUCACAGAGCUAGAUCCAUUGGGAACUGGUUUGAUCAAGCCAUACGUGGACAAGAAGGACUUCUUCCAGCAUCUGAAGAACCCUCCUAAGAAGGUUCUGAAAGACUUAGUAUCCACCUGUUCGACGGAUACAGCUCCGGCGAACUUCAACAACCUCUCAGAGCCUCUAGAUUCAGCGAAGCUACGAAAUGAUUUGAAUCCAAAGGAUAAUCACUUUGACGACAACAACUUCGCAAAUUUCGAUCGAUUCGACGAGAACGAAGCGGUUCAAUCCAUCUUCACCAGCUCUGACUCGACCAAGAAAACAGAGAGCACAUCUAAACCGGCUCAUCUAAAUCAGCCACUCUCCGUGUCCCUGCCUCCUGAAGAUACUUCUAUUUCGAAGUCUGCAGUCUCGACUGUCCCCGCCUCUACAGUUCCUGUGGUUAAUAGGAUGGAUAAGGACUCCACAGAAUCCAUGCAUGGUUUGGUGAAGCUCCCCAGUCCCAUAAAAUCCACUCGUAAAAAGGAAUUCGAUAUUGACUUACCUAGUAGCAAACCACAGUCCGUAGACAAGUCAUUCCCAGUCGAUUUCUCUGCAGCCAAUGAGUCACCCGCAUCUCCAUUGAAAUCCUGUUCCUCAGACGCUAACUCCCGGUUGUCCAGUUCAUCUGCGGAGCUGGAACUCGUACCGGAACCUCCUCCGCGUGGAGUAGCCAAUAUUCUGAUCAAUCCUCCGCCUCUUCCACCCAAGAAACAGGGAGUCAGAGGAGCAAUAAAGCCUCCACCAAGGCCACCGCACACGGACAGCUACUUCCAUUACGACUUCCCUGAGAGAGAGCCUGUUGCCACAAAAGACACAAGUAAAAGUCCUUCGAAGGAGGUGAUGAACCAAUUCGACGACAAUUUCAGUCCACCUAUUCAAUUGUCUGGCAAGUCUGACCUGAUAGGUUCGAUGACCACGUCAACGUUCGAGGAUUCCUUCAGCUCUAUGGUGCCUACAACUAACUUGUCCACGUUCUUCACAUCCACCAACACGUCCACUGGGUCCAAGAAGACCAAACCUUCGUUAGACAUCACUCUAAGCCAGUUGACGUCUGCUAAUUUAGACGAGUUGGCUAAUAGCUUAGGAAUGACUGUCCAGGAGUUGACAAGUUUGACUCUUCAACAGUUGACAGAGUGCCUGGCUACUUUGUCAGCUAAAGAGGUUGCUGCUAGUAACACAGAGGAACAGGUUUUUGUAAGGCAGGAGCAAGUCAGUUCUGUGCAGUCGCAGUCCGUGUCCAGUGCAACGCAAUCAAAGCCAUUUAACGAGUCUCAGCCUUUUGCUACGACGAAUACUGAACAAGACACCAAGCAGGAUGCAACUUACGACAAGUACGCUGUGUUCAGGGAACUGUUAGAGUUGGAGCAGAUGGAGAAGAACGAAGAAUGUGCAAUGAAAGAAAGUGUCGAGGAAGAAACGCCUUCAAUGAAGGAAGAGUUUGAAAUGGUCAGCCAACAACAAGAGGAGGCUUCUGAAGAGAGUAGACCGGACAGUUUGGCUUGUCUGGCGAACCUGACAGUGAAGCUUCCGCCUAGCAACGAGGAUCUAACAAAGGAAGAACCAACAAGCAUGAAACCUGAAGAAAGCAUUGAACCGUCUUCGAAUUUGUCAUUUGAGAAGAGUCAAUCGGAGGAGCAAGAAGGUAAAACGGGACCAGUAACUGAAGCUGACACAACGACGGACUUACUGACGAAGCAGAAUACCGUAGAUCUCGAAGACGAGCCCGAGAGAACGAAAUCUAUAACAGAAAUGGAGGAAAAGGUAGAGGAAAUUGAACCUGUUGAAAAGCCUAUCGAGUCUAACCAAGACUCCGACAAACUUACCACAGAGGCUAUUACAGAGGAGUCGAAUGAUUCUGUAGCUACAGAGAAAGGAGAAGUGAAGUCCUCGGUAUCGACGUCCAGCGACAAAUACGCAGCUCUGCGUGAAAUUAUAGGGGAGCCAGAGCCAGCAGUGAAACAAGCCGACGAUGAAACGUCGAGUUCCACGCGAAUGUCUCCUGUGAUUCAGCCAACGGGCCACUCGAAGACUUCAACCGAAGUCGAAUUGCUAAACCUUUUCUCCGACACACCUUCCCCUUCUAGUCCCAAGAAGCAGGCUGAAAAAGAGGAUGAAAAGACAAUACGCAUGGACAUCUUCGAGGAGAUCGAGAUGUUAAGCAACAGUGGAAACUCUGACUCAAAGAAAACCAAGUCCUUGAUCCCUGAGGACAUAUUGUGUCCCUUCACAGAGCUGAAACAGGAGAGAGAAGACAGCAAAGACGAUGGAAAUUGGGCUAAGUUCGACACAGGUUUAUUCGUCCCAUAUAAAUUACCCUGUGAAGGUCUUCAUUCUACCAGUGGCACCUCACUAUGGUCCCCAGAUGGCAAGGAGUUCCAAAAGGACUGCUUCAAAGGAAGCGGAUAUCGACACUCUGGCGACAGCGAUAACGAGUGGAAGGACGAGGAGGAAAGCGAGGAGAGCAACGGGAGGACACGAGACGGUCGUUUUUGUUGCAGUCGUCAUCCUCGAUUCGACCUACCGUUUGGAGACAGGAGCUUCUAUGAGGAGACAAAUAGAGCGUCUGGUGCUAAAAGAGACAAAGCUUUUCGAGACAGAAUGUUGGAGAAGUCUCGAGAAAUGGCAUGGAUUAAGAUCAAUUUGGAUUCUGGCAACAGAUCGCGCGAUCCCUCGCCUUGGCACGACGAGAACCAGUGGGAAAAGGAAGUUAGGCGUUGUCUUCAUAGAAAAAUGUCAUACAAAGAUGAGGAAGAACAGUGCGAGGCUCAUUGGAAAUACAGGCACAAGUCUCCGCGCUGGAACUGGCAACACGAGCAUGGGCCAUUCUACGACGACGAGAGGAAGAGGAAGAUGAUGCUGUGGAAGGAGGACAGAUUCGGUAGCCAAGAGAACAUGGGUUACGAGGAUGAGGACAGGUGGUCCAGGGGCAAGUAUGUAAGGAGGCGAGGAGGACGUGAGGACGAAGCUGCAUACUGGAUCAGGAGAAUGAUAGCUGCUCCAGAGUCUGACUAUCCUAGCAGGGACAGUUACUAUUACUAUACAAAGGGUAGAGAACGGCCUCACGAUUAUCCCUCAACUUGGGACGAAGAGUACGGCUCUGAUCGACCAGAAGACGAGUCCCCUAGGUACAAUCUCUCGGUAGAGCGUAGAAAGCGUCACUGGCCAAAAAGGCCCAACAGCGCGAAUGAAGGACGCAACGCUGACACGGUGUACGCUGAGUCCCGUGGUAAAUUUGGCACGACCAGGUCAGAGUGCGGUGACAACGACUUUGACCCUUAUCCACGGUCCUCACAGCGCUCCAGGAGCCGCGAAAGCUACUGGAGCAGCGACCAGGAAUACGAUAGCUGGCCAUAUUGGUCCGAGGGGCCAGAUUCGAAAAGCGAGAACUUGCACCGAAAGAGAAUACCCAGGCACAAGCCACGGCAGCCUCAUGUGAAGACACAGAGCCCCUUUGAAGAUGAUUUUGCUCAGAGCGUGGAGAACGUAGAUCCGUCUAAUGUGGAGGCUAUAGCCACGGCGGAGCCACGGGUCAGAUCAGACGCGAACGAGCAGAAACCACUGCCGCAGAGCCCACCCUUCAGUAAGAGAUUCACGAAGGAUAUGAUGAGGAAGGAGAUGCAGAUGGAUUAUACUAUGAGGUCGAGUUACUUUAAAGACGACCUGACGCCCACAACUAGUGGAAUGAGCGAUACGUCAGAUAGGCAGAGGCUGUCAGCAGAAUUGAAGGCAACGCCUGAGGAGAUGCCCUGCGAGGCUAAAGAAGGUCAGCAGGCUGGCGAUGCUUUUACGUCUGAGGAUAAUGGUCGAGACUCGUUUUUUAACGGGGAUCUCAGAUAUGACGACGAUGCGUUCGUCUUCAAGUCUGAAUUGGAGGAUAACGUUUCUGACAGAGCGACGACUUUACCUCUGAGGAACUACGCUAGACAGGCUAAAUAUUCCGCUGGUAGUAAUAACAAUAACAGUAACAAGUCUAGGAGCGACCAGUACAUUAGGAAGUCCGAGUCGGUGAACAUAUUCGUCAGGGAGAACGACCCGUUCGACGACGACGAUUUUUUCAAUUGAUGCGUUGUUUGGAUGAUGUUUGACGGUGCUGGACAUUCUAAAGGUGUUUCGAACGUCGGUUUCACAAAGCUGAUCUCAGUGUCAGGGUGAUUCGACGGGGUACGUUUCUCUUCUCUCUGUCCAAUCAAC